UUUGUCUAAUUCGUAAUUUUUUAUCUCUUCUUUUUUUGUAUUGUACGCUAAUUUCUCCACACAUUUACCAAUAUGGAUUCGCUUAUUCGUGACUGCGACAAACUGGCCAAACACCAGUUGUCUUCGACGCAAAAGUCACUCAACUCGAUCGACCUCGCGCUGCAAGCACUCCAAACAGCCAAACAAAGCAUACAAACACCAAGCACAGUGGUCAAUUCAGAGUCUCUAGUAAAGGCCAAAUCCCAAAUAGACAAGACACAGACGUUGGUGUCGGACCAGCUGCGCGAAUUGUACACGAAUGUGAGCAAGUACGGCAAGCAUGUGGAAAAGACAUUCAAGCUGGACCUCAGUGUGGUCAGCACAUCACGGGCGUUCGAGGAUAAACGCUUAGAGCUGGGGCAAGCCGUGCUACAGCACUUCCUGAGAGAGGGUGAUUUUGAGCUAGCCAGGGGGUUCGCCGAGGAGGCGCAGCUGGAAGUGGGCGAGGAGGCGGUUGAGGGCUUCGAGGAGAUGUAUGGGAUUUUGAAGGAGAUUCGGGGCGAGGGCCACGUGCUAGAGGGCGCCGUGCGGUGGGCUGUACAGCGCCGGACGGAGAUGGAGGGCCUAGGGCUGGCGCUAGAGUUUGCGCUGCACCGGCUGCGGUUCCUGCAGCUCGUCGAGUUGGGCGAUGCUGAGGCAGCGCUGCGGUACGCGCGCGAGUGGUUCCCGCUUUUCGCGCACCAGCGCGAGCAUAUGGAUGAGAUCGAGCACCUGAUGGGAAUCUUCAUCUACGCGCGGCGUCUGCAAUCAUCGCCGUACGCGGCGUACUUCGCCAAGGAGCGCUGGGACCAGGGCGCGCGGCUGUUCGCUGCAGCGUUCUGCGCUGUGCGUGGGCUGGCGUCGGUGUCGCCGCUGGGCGUCUCGGUGGACGCCGGCGCCAGCGCACUGCCAGUCGUGUGCAAGGUGCAGGGGCUGAUGCGCGACCGCAGGGUCGAGUGGUCGCAGCAGAAUGAGCUGGCCGUCGAGGUGCCGCUACCUGAUGCCAUGCGCUUCCACUCGGUGUUUGCCUGCCCAGUGUCCAAGGAGCAGACGUCGCCAGAGAACCCGCCGAUGGCCAUGCCCUGUGGCCACGUCGUCUGCCGCGCGUCGCUUGAGAAGCUGUCCAGGGGGCUGCGGCCUGGCACGGUCGCCUCGGGCAGGUUCAAGUGCCCCUACUGCCCAGCAAUGUCCACCAUGGCCGAGGCCAAGAAGGUCCACUUCUGAGGCGGCCAAAAACGAGCUGGGCUGAGUUGAUUUAAUUUGAUUUGAUUUGAAAGAUAAUAUGGAAAGUUUUGUUUUUACUCGAGCUUGGCCAGGAUGGCCUCCAACACGCGGGGCUUCUCGGCGG
This is a messenger RNA of Kickxella alabastrina, 1366 nucleotides long. RefSeq names its product CTLH/CRA C-terminal to lish motif domain-containing protein. Lineage: Eukaryota; Fungi; Kickxellomycota; Kickxellomycetes; Kickxellales; Kickxellaceae. Gene Ontology annotation, biological process: proteasome-mediated ubiquitin-dependent protein catabolic process. Bases 73 to 1242 code for a protein of 389 amino acids. Gene Ontology annotation, molecular function: protein binding; ubiquitin protein ligase activity. The record is from RefSeq and is a predicted model, not a curated record. The transcript has a single exon. Gene Ontology annotation, cellular component: GID complex; cytoplasm; nucleus.